ACCAUAAGGAAAAAACAAUUCGAGGUUGGUUGUGCAAUUGCAACAAAAUGAAAAAAUCCAAGGAAUUAAACCACAUUCCAGAUCCUUUAAAUAACUUGGAAUUUAGGGGGUUUAAUGUGGGUUUUCGUUGGCGAAUCUGGCAACCCGGAGCCCUCGAUGACGCGCAAUGUCAACAGCCGCUGCCCCGCAGGAGUCUCAUGUGCAGCUAACGUCGGGCUAGCGCCUCCCCUGCUCAGUGCGGUCUAUGAAUCCUGGAGGCUGUUUUAAUGAAAACCACCCCAGCCAAAAGUGACAGUGAAAAGCCAUUAACCACCCGCCGUCGCCCAGCCGUCCAGAUCCACCACUAUCACAACCAGUACCCCCACCAGUACCACCACCCAGCCUUCUGCUUAGCCCUUAUUACAACCCCUUAAUAACCACCUGCCCUAUGGACCGCAGAGUCUCUGCUCUAUCCACCAAAAGCUGCCAUGGGACACAUGAUGAAUGACAAGCUGGUCUUCCUGGGCCUGCUGUACUUUGUUCAGGGCAUCCCCUAUGGGCUCCAAUCGUCUCUGCUCCCGGUCUACCUGCGGGGGGCCGGCCACUCCCUGACCCGCAUCGGCUUCACCAAGAUCCUCUACUUCCCCUGGGUGCUGAAGGUCCUCUGGGCGCCCCUGAUAGACCGCAUCGGCUCUAAGCGGCGCUGGCUGGUCGGCACGGUCUCCGGGCUGGCGCUGACCUGCCUCUCCAGCGCCCUGCUGGCCCCGGAGUCCCACAUCUGGGCGGUGGCGGGGACGCUGCUGGUCAUGAACGCCCUGGCGUCGGUGCAGGACAUCGCGGUGGACGGGGCGGCGGUGGGCCUCCUGAAGAGCCGCGGCGAGCUGGGGCUGGGGAACACGGCCCAGGUGGUGGGCUACAAGGCCGGCUCGGUGUUCGCCGGCGGCGGACUGCUGGCCGUGAUCGACGUGGCCGGCUGGAGCUGGAUGUUCCUGCUGCUGACGUUCGUGUACGCCGGUGUCGCCCUGUUCGUGUGGGGAGCGCCCGUGCUGGACGAGGACUCGCUGAGGUGCCAGCAGCAGACUGACGGGGGCCGGAGAGGAGGGAGCCAGGGGGCAGACAUCGUCAGGCCCUGGAGGGUGUGGAGGAAGAUGCUGGCAGUGCCCGGCACCCCCUGGACGGUGUUGUAUGUGCUGACGUAUAAACUUGGUGAGUGACGUUUCAGAACCAAACACGCAUUGAAUAUGAGUACAUAUGAAAAUGAUGCAGUAUUACAAGUGUAAAUUAGAGAAUUUUAAUGUUGAUUCCUAACAAUUUGGUGAUUUACGUAUGCUUCGAGGCUAGCUCAAAUUACAGUAUUACAUUUGUUUUAAGGACCUGGGACAUGGAAAAAAUGCUUACCCUUCGUUUUUGUAGCGAAAGCAUUGCAGUUCAACCUCUCACCUCUAGAUGUCUCUGUUGGCUUAUCCAUUAAGACUGGAAAGCGCAACUCAUUCCAUCGAUCAUCCCAAUUCCAGCGACGCGGCAACUUGAAUAUAAAUAAGAUAAAAAAACACGCACAGCUCACCUUAAAAUAAUUCUGUAGUAACCCUCGUUAGUUUUCUUAAAUCAACUGUUCACUUUUUCGCAUUGUUUAUCAGGAAAAAAAAAGUAUUGGCUUAGGGUGGUUGUCUUUUCGUUUUACUCGACAGCACGCGUAAAGGUAGAUAGCGCGAGUAAACUUGAGGGGGCGAUUGAUGAAGAAAGGGAUAUAGUUGAUAUGGCCAGAGUUUGGUAUUUGUUAGCAGAAGGGGAUUAGGAUUAGAGCGUCUUUGUGGCAUUCAG
Messenger RNA from Gadus chalcogrammus (walleye pollock), 1800 nucleotides. It is a transcript of the gene slc33a2, whose product is annotated as major facilitator superfamily domain containing 3. The record is from RefSeq and is a predicted model, not a curated record. Gene Ontology annotation, cellular component: membrane. Gene Ontology annotation, molecular function: acetyl-CoA transmembrane transporter activity. NCBI's taxonomy places the organism in Eukaryota, Metazoa, Chordata, Actinopteri, Gadiformes, Gadidae. The coding region runs from base 468 to 1193 and encodes 241 amino acids. The transcript has 2 exons.